UAUUAUGUGAGGAAUUGGCGCGGUACCAUGAAUUAUGAGAUACUUUGUUUUUUUUUUGUUACGUAUUACUUUGAAUUUUUUAUUUUUUUUAUUUUUAUCUGCAAUUCUACUCUAUGAUUAUUGAUGAUGGUGUUACUGAUUUUAAUGAAUGUGAGAGUUUGUAAUUUAAAUACACCGUCACGAGGUUUUCGAGACUACCUAAAUGAAUUCCAAAUUCAAUAUCAAACUUGUCCUUGUCGACAAAUUUUUAAGCCUAUGUUACGACUGUUUUUAUUUGUAAAUUUAAAGAAUCCAAUGGCAUUAAUUUUAUGUUGGGACUACAAAAAAAAAAAAAAAAAAAAUCGGUGUACGGUUAAAUGGUGAUUUGAUGAGUUUUGUUGUUUGCAUGCAGGAGGAGCCCGAGUACGUAAUGGUGUCGAGGAUGGUGAUGAAGAUGGAAAUAUCUUCUUAGCUGAAGAAGUGUUUGAAGAUGGCGAAUGGAUCCAAACUCGAAUCGAGCCAUCAAUGAUUAAACUGGAGUCCAUGCCAGAUGAGGAGCCGAGCGCCGAAGAAAUGAUCCGUGUCAGACAACUCGUGGAUCUCCUGAAUCUUGAAAUGGCAAUGCAGAAUCUUGAUAUGAAGCCCGUGCCAUGUGUCAGCCAAGUCACCAUCAAGAAAACCAAAGAUGUAGGUUUUUUUCGUUCCGUUUUUCACCACAAAUUAAUCCCUCACUCCGUUUGUUCCUUUUUUUUUUUCUAUUCUUCCAACACGGGCAUUUUUUUUUCUUUCUCUCAGACGAAGGUUGUCAUAUCGAAUCCAACUGUUUUCAAGGUCCUGAAUUCAGACACGUACGUUAUCUUAGGGAAUGAUGCACAGACCGGAAAUUUGAGUUCGUUGUUGCAGCAGCCUAUGGUUCGUAAAGCGAGUAAUGAUGUGGCGGAGAGUGAGUCUGAGUCAGAUGAGAGCGGGUCAUCAGAUGAUGACGUGGACGAGAGCGGGUCAUCAGAUGAUGUGGACGAGAGCGGGUCGUCAGAUGACGUGGACGAGAGCGGGUCAGAAGAAGAUGGGGAGAACCUGAGUUGGUACGAGAACCUGAGUUGGUCGGAACAAGAGGAUAUAAAGCUGGUUACGAAUCACACUGGGGUUUCGAAACGUAAAGCUGCUAAAGCUCUCAAGGAAUUCGAUGGAGAUAUUGUCACUGCUAUUAUGGAGCUCAACUCAAAUUAGUUUUUUUUUAACUUCCGAAAAAAGUUUAUAUGUUUUUUU
Messenger RNA from Erythranthe guttata (spotted monkey flower), 1245 nucleotides. Its product is annotated as nascent polypeptide-associated complex subunit alpha-like protein 1. Gene Ontology annotation, cellular component: nascent polypeptide-associated complex. Lineage: Eukaryota; Viridiplantae; Streptophyta; Magnoliopsida; Lamiales; Phrymaceae. The record is from RefSeq and is a predicted model, not a curated record.